CAGUCCUCAAAAUUUUCUCAAAUCUCAUAAGCCCCCCACAGAAGUUGCAAAAUCACCCUCCGCCGUGUCAAUGCACUGAAGCAACAGCAACCACGGAGAAGCAAAACCUCUUGCCGCCACUGUCAUGGCGGCGACCACCGUUACUCUCCGCCUUCAUCCUCUCCCCAAUCAUCCUCGACCACUAUCUCGUUCCUCGUUCAUCAAUUCCCACGUCGGCAUCCUACGGCGGCGCCUCCGCACAACCACCCCUCUUCUGCAUCUCGAGAGAGACCGUAAUUCGAUUCAUGAAGCUCGCGCUUGGGGCGCGAAUUCUCGAAGUGGUGUGGUAAUGGGCGAUUACGGCGAUGAUAUUGAUGAAGACGAUGAUGAAGAUGAAGAGGAAGAAGAGGAAGAUCGAAGCUUGGACCUGCUGAUUAGGUUUGUGGAGAAUGUGUUCAGAAAAGUGUCCAGAAAAGCACGCAAGGCUGUUAAAUCCGUUUUGCCAGUGCCUAUCUCCACUAAAUUGGUGGGGUUUGCAGUGAACGGGACCAUAAUUUUGACAUUUUUGUGGGUUCUGAGAGCUUUUCUCGAGGUAAUUUGCACCCUCGGGAGUGUGGUGUUUGCAAGUAUAUUGCUUAUCCGUGGUGUAUGGACCGGGAUUUCCUAUUUCCAGGAUAGCCGUAGUUACAGGCCAAACGACGAAGAUCCCCAAUCAUGGCCCGGCACCAGACCAGCUAUUUAAAAUUACCGUUUUAUCCCUCUUCGAGAAUAAAAGAGUCGAUAAAGGUCUCAAAUAUGCUCAAGAAGCGACUCCCAACACACACACACACACACACACACACACACACACACACACUAUAUCAACCAUACAAGUCCAUUAUUCAGGUACAUACAAAUUUGUGGAGAAAACAAGCAAAUUCUGCUGUACUCUUUUUUUUUUUCUUAAUAUUUUGUAAAAGGAUCUUUCUUGGAAUAUGUAAAACCAGCAUUUGGAACAAGAAUGUUCUAAUUGCAUGUGGUGACUAAUAAUUGAGCUAGUUGUGAAUGUGUGGGCCCUACUUCUCAUAAUUCAUAAAUAAACAAACAGGGGAAAAUAUUAGUUGUAAGAAGAAGUCUGUUUGUGUAGACAUUUCAUGUGCUCUUAAGUUAUCUUUGUGAG
Erythranthe guttata (spotted monkey flower) is the source of this 1138-nucleotide messenger RNA. RefSeq lists its product as uncharacterized. The record is from RefSeq and is a predicted model, not a curated record. Gene Ontology annotation, biological process: regulation of abscisic acid-activated signaling pathway; negative regulation of photomorphogenesis. NCBI's taxonomy places the organism in Eukaryota, Viridiplantae, Streptophyta, Magnoliopsida, Lamiales, Phrymaceae.